GGGUUUGGUUCGCGGUCUGGUGUACACCGUGCCGGGGCUGCCGCUGCCACCAGGAGAAGGAAAAGUGGCUGGUCAGAGCCGCGGCGGCUGCCGGAGCGGCGGGGCGCUGCCUAGGGAGGGAUGCGGCUGUUCCCCGCUGCUCUCAGCUGGUACCCAGGGCGGGCCUGGCUCCGAGGGCUCACCCCAGGUACGGGCCGGCUUCCCAACAGCGUCCCCUGCACGGACAGGCCGUUUCUCUCCAGUGAUCAGAUCCAGCCUUCAUCUUCCCUCUUGAGGAGCGGCUCCGGCGUUCGGUUUUCUCCGUGACAUCCUUCUACCCCGAUGCGUAGGCUUGUUUUGCUCACCGAGGAGCUGAGAGAGCUCCGCUCUCUGCCGGUCAGACUAGGAGGAGCAGCUCCAUGUCGUAGCCUGGUGGGGAGGGAGCUGCCUUCACAACUGAAACUUGCCGCUCUUGAGCUUGCUCUUCCCUCUUCGUGCCCAAGAAGUGAGACUGCUGCUGCUGCUCCGCACCGCAGCACCUCGGCCUCCUGAAUCGAGCCCACAGCGCCCACAGCCAAAGGAUUCCUGCCUGCCUUUCUGUUCAGUGCAUGGUGUUCUCUGAUAUUUGGGACUCAGGAUACUGCUCCAGGGGAACCCCCCAAAAGAGCAGGUCAGGUUUGUCAGUGAACGCAGCAAUGGAACCAGGGAGCAGCAGCGCUGAGAAGUUUUAUAGGAUCCCUAAAGGAAAGGGACCACACUCGGUUGGAUGCACAGACCUGAUGACAGAAAAUGCAGUUGAGGGAAGCUUCUUGCGCCUCUAUUAUCCAUCAUGCAGUGCCACAGAUAAUGAAGAGGCACCAUGGAUUCCAGAUAAAGAAUACUAUCAGGGACUCUCUGACUUCCUUAACAUGUAUCGAGUUGUAGGAGAAAGGCUUUUCCAGUACUACAUUGGUUCAGUGACCUGUCCUGCAAAGUCAAAUGCUGCUUUUAAACUGGGAGAAAAAUACCCACUCCUCAUUUUUUCCCAUGGACUUGGAGCUUUUCGGACCAUCUAUUCUGCUAUUUGCAUAGAGAUGGCUUCUCAAGGCUUUGUAGUGGCUGCUGUGGAGCACAGAGAUGAAUCUGCUUCAGCAACGUAUUAUUGUAAAAAAAAGUCCAUUUCUGAACCACAGAAAGAGUCUGUGUCAGGCCUGGAGAAGGAGUGGAUCUACUACAGGAAACUAAAAACUGGAGAGGAAGAGCGUUGUUUGCGCCAUAAGCAGGUGCAGCAGAGAGCGCAGGAGUGUAUCAAAGCUCUCAAUCUCAUUCUUAAAAUCAACGCAGGAGAGGAAGUAACAAAUGUGCUAAAUUCAAACUUUGACUGGAAUAGCCUAAAGGAUUCUGUUGAUACUAGCAGAAUAGCUGUGAUGGGACACUCUUUUGGUGGUGCUACAGUUAUUGAGAGUCUCAGCAAAGAAAUAAGAUUCAGGUGUGGCAUUGCCCUCGAUGCGUGGAUGCUUCCAGUAGGAGAUGACAUUUACCAAAACAGUGUCCAGCAACCGCUGCUUUUUAUCAACUCUGAAAAAUUCCAGUGGGCUGAUAACAUCUUAAAGAUGAAGAAGCUCAGCUCCAAUGACACAAACAAGAAAAUGAUCACUAUCAAGGGGUCAGUACAUCAGAGCUUUCCUGACUUUACCUUUGUGAGUGGAGGACUUAUUGGAAGGUUUUUCAAACUGAAAGGAGAAAUAGAUCCAAAUGAAGCUAUUGAUAUAAGCAACCACGCAUCAUUAGCCUUCCUGCAGAAACAUUUGAGUCUUAAGAAAGAUUUCGAUCAGUGGGAUUCUCUUGUGGAUGGCAUAGGACCCAAUGUUAUUCCUGGUACUAAUAUUGACUUACCUCCAGCUGAACCUGAAUAAGGAAUACAAAGAAGUACUGAAAAUGCUACAGACAUCACAACACUAAUAUUGGCCAAACAUUGCUCAGACACAUGGUAAUGCUGGCCACCUACGCAGCUUUUGGGGUGUGGAACAAAAAAAAUAAAUAAAAAAGAGAUAAGGCAUUAGGUUAUAUUAUCAUCAAUGUGCAGAGAGGUUUUAGUUCAAAUGAGUCAGUGGGAUUUCUCUGAAACACUGCAACAGGGUAACUUCUGCUUUGUAGGAAGCAGAGGGGAAAUCAUUUGAUGGUAAUUUAAACUCUCUGGUUUUGAUUUAGAAUCAAGUUUGCAGAGAGACAGUUAAGCUCU
This is a messenger RNA of Pezoporus occidentalis (night parrot), 2200 nucleotides long. RefSeq names its product phospholipase A2 group VII (gene PLA2G7). The record is from RefSeq and is a predicted model, not a curated record. Gene Ontology annotation, molecular function: 1-alkyl-2-acetylglycerophosphocholine esterase activity. The transcript has 11 exons. Lineage: Eukaryota; Metazoa; Chordata; Aves; Psittaciformes; Psittacidae. The coding region runs from base 588 to 1874 and encodes 428 amino acids.